AUGCUGCACUUGGGUGAAGCACCUUCCGAUAAAAAGACUUCAAAAAAUAAAAAGACUUUGAGAACUUCAUUUCUUCCCACUGUUUUGCCUUCAUCAGUCACAUCUGAUAUGUCACGAGCACAGAAUAAACUAUUGACAUACCGAAGAUGUAAGGAACAGCGAAAGAUGCUUAAUCAGUUACUAAUUGAUCAAGCUUUAAAAGCCUAUCACAUAUCCAUAGAAGAAAAACAUCACAGAGAUCCUGUACCUCCUGUUCCAGAACUGCCUUCCACUGAAAAUUAUCUCUUUCUGAAGAAGUGUGUGAGAAGUAAUCCACUAGUUCCCAUUCCGCAGCAGUGGUUGAAGGCCAUUCUCUCACUGGUGCCACAGUCGUUUAUGGAAGGCAGAGAGCUGUUAGCUGAAAAGGUUUUGAGGGAGAUAAUAAGGGAUUAUGAAAUGAGCAUGAGAAGAUUUAUGGUGCGAAAUGUUCUUAGUAAACCAGACGUAAAAGGACUUGAAGAUGAAGAAGAGGCACCUUUGCCAUCAUUACCUCUAGGCCUAGACUUUUCUAGACCAUGGCAUAAUAGUUUUAUCCAAGCGAAAAAAAAAAUCGUUUCCAGCUUGCACAUUCUCCACCCCACAAUGAGAGAACUACUGGAUUUUGGUUAUGCAGCAUUAUCUGAUGUACUUAUAGUGGAUUUUUCAAGUUUCAGAUUGAAAGGACCAAUUGACUGUGAAUCUUGGAAGACCGAUGUCUCUUUAAGCUGUUCUAAAGCAGAAGUGAACAUACUGAAUACGUGGUAUCAGAGAGUUGUCAGUCUCUUUAGUCAGACAAAGGCAUUGGAUGGUAUAAAGCUGGAUCAGACUGACUCUUUUUAUAACUCUGUGGCUGUGAUUAUGUCUAAUCAGGUGAAAGAAUUAUUGAGAAGAGCAGUUGAAGCUUUUGUGAAACUUUUUGAUCCUCAAGACAGAUGUCGCCUACCUUUGUUUAAGAUGGAAUUGACUCUUGAUGAAAAGAGAAUGGAGUUUCAUCCAAGCUUUCAAGACCUGGAAGAAGCAAUUCUGUUUGUAGUAAAUCGUAUAGGACAGACUCUCCAGAACAUCCAAACAGUACAUUCUUGGCGAAUGGGAGACACUAAAACUCUGGACACUGAGCUUCCGAAUGAUGUCGUAUUAUGGGCCACAUCUACACUGAAAAAAUCUAUCGCAGACAACUUAGAAGGUCCAAAGGUAUACUUUGAAAACUAUGUUGAACGGUAUGGCUGGCUUGUAGAUGGAACUGCACAGGCACGAAUGGAAAAAUUUGAAGCGGAAGAACACAGUUUUGAUGAAUAUACUGCUCUUAUAGAUGAAUUCUUCAACCACAAGAAGGAAAUCUUGAGUUUAUCUACGGUGGCUGAUUUCCCUAUGAUCUGCUUGAAUAGUGAGGAUUUAAAGCAAGGCUUGGCUGGUAAUGCAGAGGGCUUUGCAGAAAUACUAAUAGACAGAAUAGUUACAAAUUACAGAAAGGAAAAUGAAAAGAUAUGCAGGGAGUAUGAAACAAUUAAGGAACGUGCCUUGAAAGUUCCUGAGACAACAGAAGAAAUGGUGGAAACAAUAGCUUACGUAAAGAAAGUCAAAACCAAAGGUGUGCAGGACCUGUCAUUAAGGGUCAAGGAGUGCUGUCAGCAAAUGUUGUACUUCUUGGAGUGUUUUCUCUUUACUUCUGAAGACGUUGCACUGAAUGCAACAGUUAUGUCAUGGCCGAAGAAGAUUGGCCCUAUAUUUGAUGAGCAUGAUCAUCUGAUGGAACAGUCUAAAAGGAAAGGAGAGAAAGAACUAAUGCAUAAACGUGAGAAACUGAUGGUAGAAUUAGAUGAUCUGUCAUGUUCUGUGACGAAGUUUGAAGACUACUCAGAACAGGAUUGCAUGCAACAGUAUGUGGCUGAACUGAGGGGAUUACAGAAACGGAUACAGGAGGCUGACGAAACAGUAGCUGUUAUUAAUAAAGAAGAGACUCUGCUCGAAUGGAAACCAAGUGACUUCCCACUCCUCAACAACUUAAAAGUUGAGAUUGAACCGUAUCAGAAACUGUUUCAUCUUAUACUGAAGUGGCAACGAACAGAAAAAAGAUGGAUGGAUGGUAACUUCUUGGAAUUAAAUGGGGAAAGCAUGGCGACUGAAGUUGAUGAGUUUUUGAGAGAGAUACACAUAGCGUCACGACUCUUCCAACAAAAGCAGAAAAAACUUCAGCAAGGGCAGAAAAAGACAUCGCAGCAUGGAACUGUAGAAGAGAAGACAGAAGAAGAAAUAAAGGCAAACCCAACCCUUACAAUGUGUUCUUCAGUUCUGGAGCAGAUAAAAGUCUUUAAGGAGAAUAUUCCCACUGUGAUUGUCUUUUGUAACCCUGGCAUGAGAACUCGUCAUUGGCAGCAGAUGUCAAAUAUAGUAGGAUAUGAUGUAACACCAGACUCUGGAACUACCCUGAGAAAAGUUUUAAAGCAGAAUCUGACCCCUUAUUUGGAAGAGUUUGAAGCAAUAAGUGUAGCUGCAAGUAAGGAAUUUUCCUUAGAGAAAAUAAUGCAUGCCAUGAUGGAAACCUGGGAUACAAUUUCUUUUAAUACAAAUGUGUAUCGUGAGAGUGGUAUUCAUAUUCUGUCUGCGGUGGAUGAGAUUCAGUCUGUUCUUGAUGAUCAGAUUAUAAAAACUCAGACAAUGAGAGGAUCACCUUUCAUUAAACCGUUUGACAAAGAAAUCAGG
Molecule: messenger RNA, 2718 nt
Organism: Apaloderma vittatum (bar-tailed trogon)
Lineage: Eukaryota; Metazoa; Chordata; Aves; Trogoniformes; Trogonidae
Product: dynein heavy chain 12, axonemal-like
Exons: 17
Biological process (GO): microtubule-based movement
Cellular component (GO): dynein complex
Molecular function (GO): minus-end-directed microtubule motor activity; dynein intermediate chain binding; dynein light intermediate chain binding
Source: RefSeq, a predicted model, not a curated record